This is a messenger RNA of Photinus pyralis (common eastern firefly), 1007 nucleotides long. RefSeq names its product juvenile hormone acid O-methyltransferase-like. The record is from RefSeq and is a predicted model, not a curated record. The transcript is spliced from 3 exons. Bases 129 to 971 code for a protein of 280 amino acids. Lineage: Eukaryota; Metazoa; Arthropoda; Insecta; Coleoptera; Lampyridae.
CCUCCUGAACUAUUAUUUUUCGUGCUGAGUCUGAUUGUGAAGCAAAGUGGGUUAAUAUCUACCGUUCAUUGUCGCAUAUAAGUUACCCAACCCUCAGUUUACCGGACAAAUAUUUCAAGCACGUCGCCAUGGAUAGGGCAACCGUGUACGUGAAGCAGAGUAAAAUGUCCGAAAUGGGCGCCGAGCAGUUUAUCAAGCAGAUCCUGGAGACGGCCACCUGGAGGGAUAAUUGCAACGUUUUGGAUGUUGGAUGCGGUCCAGGAAACGUCACGCACGACUACAUCUUGCCAAUUCUACCGAUCCGUGCGAACUCAAUAGUCGCGAUCGACAAAAAGGCCAACCUGGUGGAUUACGCCAACGAGCAUUACGGCAAAAAAUCCAAGAUCCAGUUCAAAACCGUUGACAUAGUCAAAGACGUCCAAACGCUCGACGAGUACGUCAAUCACUUCGAUCACAUCUUCUCGUUCUACUGUCUUCAGUCCAUCCGGGAGCAGGAGACGGCUUUGAGGAACAUCUUCAAGAUCCUCAAACCGGGGGGAGACUUCUACUUCUCAUGCGACGCCCAAACCAAUCUCUACGAAGGUUGCGAGUACCUACUAGGGACGCCUGAGUGGGAGCCGGUCCUGCGCGACUACAAAGAGACCAUGUCCCCGUUCCACGAUUCGGAGUCACCAGCGCAGGACCUCGAAGAACUUCUGACCAAAAUCGGCUUCCAAAGUGUCUACGUAACAAUGGAGAGGCAAGAGUUUCUGAUACCAAUGGAGGACCUGCCAGAGUUUGUCGUUGUGCAGACCCCAUUCGACAUACCCCCAGAGUUCGAGGAGAAAUUUGGCCAGGCCUGCGUGGAUACAGCAAGAACGUUGAAGUUGAAUCGCUUUGUUGACGGUCAGGAGUGCUGCUACCUGCAGUUACAGUUGCUUUUUGGACACCAGCGCAAACCAAUCGCGUCGGCGCAGAAACCUGUAUUUUAAACAAUCCAUUUAAAUAUUAAAUAACGUUUAUUGGUA